Messenger RNA from Lacerta agilis (Sand lizard), 2217 nucleotides. RefSeq names its product oocyte zinc finger protein XlCOF6-like. The record is from RefSeq and is a predicted model, not a curated record. Gene Ontology annotation, biological process: regulation of transcription by RNA polymerase II. The transcript is spliced from 3 exons. Lineage: Eukaryota; Metazoa; Chordata; Lepidosauria; Squamata; Lacertidae. Gene Ontology annotation, molecular function: RNA polymerase II cis-regulatory region sequence-specific DNA binding; DNA-binding transcription factor activity. The annotation marks the transcript as partial.
UUUGAAAGCAUGGAGUGUGGAAAGAGCUUCACUGACAGAGGAACACUUAGAAAACAUCAACAAACUCACACAGGAGAGAAACCAUUUAAAUGUAUUGAGUGUGGAAAGAGCUUCAGUCACAGUGGAAGGCUUAGAAUUCAUCAACGGACUCACACAGGGGAGAAACCAUUUAAAUGCAUGGAGUGUGGAAAGAGCUUCAUUCACAGUGGAACACUUAGAAAACAUCAACAAACUCACACAGGAGAGAAACCAUUUAAAUGUACUGAGUGUGGAAAGAGCUUCACUGAGAGAGGAAAACUUGCAAUUCAUCAACGGACUCACACGGGGGAGAAACCAUUUAAAUGCAUGGAGUGUGGAAAGCGCUUUCGUCGGAGUGGAGAACUUAGAAUUCAUCAACGUACUCACACAGGGGAGAAACCAUUUAAAUGCAUGGAGUGUGGAAAGAGCUACAGUCAGAAUGGACACCUUAGAAUUCAUCAACGGACUCACACAGGGGAGAAACCAUUUAAAUGCAUGGAGUGUGGAAAGUGUUUUUGUCGGAGUGGAGAACUUAGAAUUCACCAACGGACUCACACCGGGGAGAAACCAUUUAAAUGCAUGGAAUGUGGAAAGCACUUCACUAAUAGUGGAGACCUUAGAAUUCAUCAACGGACUCACACGGGGGAGAAACCAUUUAAAUGCAUGGAGUGUGGAAAGAGCUACACUCAGAAUGGACAUCUUAGAAUUCAUCAACGGACUCACACAGGGGAGAAACCAUUUAAAUGCAUGGAGUGUGGAAAGAGCUACAGUCAGAAUGGACACCUUAGAAUUCAUCAACGGACUCACACAGGGGAGAAACCAUUUAAAUGCAUGGAGUGUGGAAAGUGCUUUUGUCGGAGUGGAGAACUUAGAAUUCAUCAACGGACUCACACAGGGGAGAAACCAUUUAAAUGCAUGAAAUGUGGAAAGCACUUCACUUAUAGUGGAGACCUUAGAAUUCAUCAACGGACUCACACGGGGGAGAAACCAUUUAAAUGCAUGGAGUGUGGAAAGAGCUACAGUCAGAAUGGACACCUUAGAAUUCAUCAACGGACUCACACGGGGGAGAAACCAUUUAAAUGCAUGCAGUGUGGAAAGAGCUUCAGUCAGAAUGGACACCUUAGAAUUCAUCAACGGACUCACACGGGGGAGAAACCAUUUAAAUGCAUGGAGUGUGGAAAGAGCUUCAUUUACAGUGGAACACUUAGAAUUCAUCAACGGUAUCACACGGGGGAGAAACCAUUAAAAUGCAUGGAGUGUGGAAAGAGCUUCACUGCGAGUGGAACACUUAGAAUUCAUCAACGGACUCACAGGGGGGAGAAACCAUUUAAAUGCAUGGAGUGUGGAAAGAGCUUCACUGAGAGUGGAACACUUAGAAUUCAUCAACGGACUCACAGGGGGGAGAAACCAUUUAAAUGCAUGGAGUGUGGAAAGAGCUUCACUGAGAGUGGAACACUUAGAAUUCAUCAACGGACUCACACAGGGGAGAAACCAUUUAAAUGCAUGGAGUGUGGAAAGAGCUACAGUCAGAAUGGACACCUUAGAAUUCAUCAACGGACUCACACAGGGGAGAAACCAUUUAAAUGCAUGGAGUGUGGAAAGAGCUACAGUCAGAAAGGAAACCUUAGAAUUCAUCAACGGACUCACACAGGGGAGAAACCAUUUAAAUGCAUGGAGUGUGGAAAGAGCUACAGUCAGAAUGGACACCUUAGAAUUCAUCAACGGACUCACACAGGGGAGAAACCAUUUAAAUGUAUAGAGUGUGGAAAGAGCUUCACUUAUAGUGGAACACUAAGAAAACAUCAACAGACUCACACAGGUGAGAAACCAUUAAAAUGUAUUGAGUGUGGUAAGAGCUUCACUGAGAGAGGAAAACUUGCAAUUCAUCAACGGACUCACACAAGGGAGAAAGCAUUUCAAUGCAUGGAGUGUGGAAAGAGCUACAGUCAGAAUGGACACCUUAUAAUUCAUCAACGGACUCACACGGGGGAGAAACCAUUUAAAUGCAUGGUGUGUGGAAAGUGCUUCAGUAGGGGUGGAAACCUGAAUUUACAUCAUCAGACUCUCACAGGAGAGAAACCCUUUAAAUGCAUGGAGUGUGGAAAGAGCUUAAGUGCUUUCCGGUGCCACGGCAUGCUCAGAAGCGAUUUCCGGCAUUGCGCUGUACAUGUCCAGCUCACGGACACUCCAUGGGCUUGA